CUCUAAUAUAAGGCGCAUAAAGAGCCAGUGAGUCGCGAGCGAGACUGAUAUCGACAACCGAGUGAAAGGAAUCAUGAGAUGUUGUGCGUGACAAACGUUAGAGCUCAGAUACGCUAUACGGAUAAUAUCGACCACUGUCAAACAGAUUCUGCUGAAAGUCACAUUACAGCGGAAAAAUCUUGAAAAGGAAUGCCUGCACCAACCAACCCCUGACUGAAUAUCGUCAACAGAGGGAAAGAGUGAGAUAAAAGAGGAAGAAUGGGGGAGACUGAGGACGAGCGUACAUCUCAGGCUGGCCAGCUGUUUGAGAACUUUGUGCAGGCCACUACCUGUAAAGGCACCCUGCAGGCCUUCAGCAUCCUCUGCAGGCAGCUGGAGCUGAACCUCUCGGACCACAGGGACUUCUACAGCAGCCUGAAAGCUGCCGUCACCUACUGGAAGGCCAAAGGCCUCUGGGGGAAACUGGACAAAAGAGCCAGCCACAAGGAGUACAGUAAGGGCAAAGCCUGCGCGGACACCAAAUGUCUCAUCAUUGGUGGUGGUCCCUGUGGCUUUCGGACUGCCAUAGAGCUGGCUUUGCUUGGCGCCAAGGUCGUGGUGAUUGAAAAGAGGGACACCUUUUCCAGGAACAAUGUCCUUCACCUUUGGCCUUACACCAUCCAUGACCUCAGGAACCUGGGAGCCAAAAAGUUCUAUGGAAAGUUCUGUGCUGGGUCUAUAGACCACAUCAGUAUUCGUCAGCUGCAACUCAUGCUGUUAAAGAUUGCUCUCAUCAUUGGGGUUGAGGUGCACGUCAACGUGGAGUUUGUCAAGCUUCUCGAGCCACCUGAGGGCCAAGGCACUGAUGGGCCUGGAUGGAGGGCAGAGGUCCGGCCAGUCGAUCACCCCAUCUCAGGCUAUGUGUUUGAUGUGAUAAUUGGUGCAGAUGGAAGGAGAAGCACUCUUGAUGGCUUCAAGAGAAAGGAGUUCAGAGGGAAACUAGCAAUCGCUAUUACUGCUAACUUUGUCAAUCGCAACACGACAGCGGAGGCCAAAGUGGAGGAGAUCAGCGGAGUGGCCUUCAUCUUCAAUCAGAAGUUCUUCUUGGAGCUCAAGGAGGAGACAGGCAUUGAUCUGGAAAACAUUGUCUAUUACAAGGACAACACGCACUACUUUGUCAUGACUGCAAAGAAACAAAGCUUGCUGGACAAGGGUGUGAUCAUCAAUGACUAUAUUGAGACCGAGCGGCUGUUGGCGAGCGACAACGUAAACCAAGAAGCUUUGCUCUCAUACGCCCGGGAGGCUGCAGAUUUUGCCACAAACUACCAGCUUCCCUCUUUGGAUUAUGCCAUCAACCACUACGGCCAGCCAGAUGUAGCUAUGUUUGACUUCACCUGCAUGUACGCCUCAGAGAACGCUGCGCUUGUGAGGGAAAAGAACGGCCAUCAGAUGCUGGUGGCGCUGGUUGGAGAUAGUCUUCUAGAGCCUUUCUGGCCCAUGGGGACAGGAUGUGCUCGAGGGUUUCUGGCCGCCUUUGACACAGCAUGGAUGAUAAAGGGUUGGGCUCAGGGCAAAGAACCCCUUGAUCUUCUGUCAGAGAGGGAGAGCAUCUACAGGCUGCUGCCUCAGACGACCGCAGAAAACAUCUCAAAAAACUUUGAGCAGUACACCAUAGACCCAGCCACACGCUACCCCAACCUCAACUCCACCUGCGUACGACCACAUCAGGUGCGGCAUCUGUACAUUAACGGCGAGCAGGGCUUGAGUUUUCAGGAGCGCAGUGGACCCACACGCACAUCCGUAAACAUCACCACAAGAGAGUCAGAGGUGCAUCCCAGCCGGCUGCUGCAGUGGUGUCAGAAGCAGACUCAGGGCUACAGGGGAGUGGAUGUGACUGACCUAACAACCUCCUGGAGGAGCGGCCUGGCUCUGUGCGCCCUCAUUCACCGUCAGCGGCCGGACCUCAUUGAUUUUGACUCCCUGAACGAGGCUGAUUGCGCUAAAAACAACCAGUUGGCAUUUGAUGUGGCAGAGAGGGAGUUUGGAAUCCAGCCAGUCACCACAGGAAAGGAAAUGAAUGCCAAACAGGGGCCAGACAAGCUUAUUAUGGUGCUCUACCUCUCCAAAUUUCACGAGAUGUUCCGCAACUCUCCUCAAUCCAUCACAGGUGUACCCAAAGAGACUGAUGCAAAUAAUGAAGACUAUUCAUCAAAGACCACAAACUCUCUUUACAACUCGAUAAAUCAAGCACUGCCUCGGAAGAGAAUCCCAAAGGUUGAUAAAAAGUUGGAAGACAAUGACAACAAAAAGAGGAAGAAGGCCAAGAGUCAUCUGGAGGAGCUAAUGCCCAAUCAGAGUGCUCCCCCUGUAGGUGAGAGAGAGGAACAGAAGGAAAAUAAGGUGCGCUCCAUGGCGACUCAACUGCUGGCCAGGUUUGAGGAGAAUGCACCAAGCUGUGGAGUGCGCAAACAGGCAGAUAAAGGCUCUUCUGCUGUUUCUUCAAAAGCUUUCACAGUUCACACUAUCCCAGAAUGCUCUACUCUCUCCUGUCAUCGGUCUCCUAUUCCUUCAGUCCAGUACAAGCAGUGCAGUGAAGAUUCAGAAACGCAGCUGAACCAUGUUAAGCACACAGAUCACUCUGAAAUCAGACGUGUAGAUUGCUUUGACGCCUCCAAACAGAGAACUGUGGGAAAGGUUUCCUCUGCUAUUGGCGUUAAAGCAGCUACACUGGCCAUCUUAUAUGAGACCGAUCACAGACCUAACAACCAUUUUACCCUCUCACUGACCAGCAUGCGGAAGGAGUUUCCUCAGGGUCUGGGCGGCAGUGACAUCUGUCACUUCUGUAAGAAGCGCGUGUACAUAAUGGAGCGGCUCAGUGCGGAGGGAUGCUUCUUCCACAGAGAGUGUUUCCGCUGUAACGUCUGUGGUUGCACGUUGCGUCUGGGUGGUCAUGCUUUUGACUCCAACCAAGGCGCUUUUUACUGCAAGCUGCACUUUUCUCAUCAAAAAAUCAGCAGUAGGCAUCGAAGAGGAGAGAUCAAUGGAGUUGGCAGACCCUCGUCCAGCGCUAGUUCUGAUUACACGGCCACAGACGGCCUCCGCGGCCUGUCCUCAGGAGCCGAAUCAGACUCCGUUCUCAGAACUCGGGAUGACCCGAAGGGUUUGUCGAACCCCAGCGCUCCGGCUGAGAGUGCAGAGGUGCAGGACCUCUCUGACGCCACGGAGGUCAUAAACAUGAGUGAAGUCAAAGAUUCAUCUAAAAAGCCAGAUUCUGCAAAUUCUGCACCUGCGUGUCCCGAUUCUCCACUGCAGAAAGUGAAACGCUCUACAGCCAAAGGAGAGAUUACCAACAAAAACAACCUCUGGAGGAAAAAAAUCCGAUCCACUCUGCCCCUCGUCCUGAUUAAGAAAUUUCACCGCGGAAAACCAGAUGAUAGAACUGAAGCCCUCGCAGAGGAAGACGGAGACUCGGACUUUGAGGAGAUCCAUGAAUCUAUCUUCUCAACAAAGGCUGCAACAUCCACCACAGAGUCUGACUGCCCCCUAAUGGAGGACAAGAAGUCAACACCCAUGAAAGAGAUCCCCAAAAUCCCUCUGUAUCGCACACGUUUCCUUCCUGAAUCCCCAAAACCCAGCACUUCCUCUCCAGAGCCAGUCGUCAUGGCCGUUCCCUCAGAAGCGAAUUCCCUCAGCCCCAAGAAGAAGCUUGUGCUGUCUUUAUCUGAAAAGGAGAGGCUGCUCAACUGGGACUUGACCGCUCCUGAAAAGCCCUCAAAUUCUGAGGGAGAAAAAAUUGACAGAACCUCAACGAAUCCUUCAAAUGAUCAACCAGAACCAGAAGCUCCACCAAAACCAAGCCGUCCCCAACCUGAACCCACUCCUCCACUCUUUGGCUUCCAACAGUGGGCCAGCAGUCUCCGGAAGUCCUUAUCCUCCAGAAAAGGGAACAACCCUGUGGUCCUCAGGAGAAACCGACCUUUGAAAGCCAGGCCGUUGUCUGAGGGGUCCUUCAACCUCAGCGGCUUGUUUAGCAGCAGCAUUCGGAGUAACCAGGACAGGGAACAUAGCAACACGUUUCCCGAUGGCAGUCAAUCCAGAGUGAAGACAGGAAGUGAGCUCACCACGUUACUGGAGCAGGUGGCUCUCAGCUCCAAAACCCACAAGGGCACAAAAGAUGAUAUGGCCUCCUUACCACCCAGAAAACUCAAUUUCUUCUCCUCUCUGCGCAUUAAGAGGAACGAAGGAGCAGAUCAUACCAAAGGAGACAACCAGAAGGACAUCUUGACCAUUCUUUCCAGGUUCAGAAGCAAAGCUUCUGCUCAGCAACAACAACAAGAGUCCAACUCAUCUAGUGAAGAGGAACAGGAUCCAGACUCACAAAGGACCUUCAGUGACAUCUCACUGAAGAAAAAAGAGAAAAGAGCCAUCCAACAAACCAAGAGAGAUCAGCUGAAAAUACUUCACAGGGCUCAGGUAAUCCAGAGACAGCUGGAGGAAGUUGAAGAGAAGCAGAGAGCUCUGGAGGAGAAAGGUGUAGCUCUGGAGAAGAUCCUCAGAGGAGAAAAUGGUGAUGAUUCUACAGAUGAGACCACACUACUGCAAACCUGGUUCAGUCUGGUCCUGGAGAAGAACAAACUGUCGCGAUAUGAGUCUGAACUCAUGAUCUUUGCUCAAGAACUGGAGUUGGAGGACACUCAAAGCAGGCUACAGCAAGACCUUAGACGGCGAAUGGCCACUGAAGACUGUGAGAAGAGUGCAAGUGAGCUGACGGAGGAGCAGAGCCUGCUGGUGGAGAUCAUGAAGGUGGUGGAGAAAAGAGACAAACUGGUGAGUCUGCUGGAAGAGCAACGGCUGAAGGAGAAAGCGGAGGACAGAGAUCUGGAGAGCAUGAUCCUCUCCAGAGGCUAUCAGUUCCACUGGACCUGAACUUCUCAUGCUGGAUGAAGAUCUGCUGUACUGACCUACAAGAAGAACUACUUUAGACUGAGAAACCCUUAUUUGAAGAUCAGCUUUUGGAUCUUGAACAAACUGUAACACGCUUGUUUAAUCAAACCCGACUGAAUGCUGCCUUGUGUGUUCUUGAAAAGAAAUAAACCAAAAACCAAACAUGUGCCUCUUUAAUAACAGAAAAUGAUGAAUGUUAGAUUUCAAAACACAGGUUUCACAGCCACAGAGGUGAGAGGAUGAACUGCAAAUGUUAUUCACACUGGUUCAAUGGUAUUUAAAUAGUUAAAGCUAUUUUUCGUGGACUUGUUUGAUUUAUUUUCCUGUUUUGUUAAAAUGUUCUUAAUAAAUGUUUGUUCCGUUCUUCAGUAGAUGUUCCAAUAGAGGCCAAAGUUUAAUGGCAGUGAUAAAGCAUGUCUGUUGAGUGUUUGUCUUUUAGGCUUGCAAUGAACAGGAUAUCUUAAGUGACCUAAAAUUGCAGCUAUUUCUAAAGUAAAACUAAAUAUAAUUGUUUCAAGAA
Molecule: messenger RNA, 5443 nt
Organism: Carassius carassius (crucian carp)
Lineage: Eukaryota; Metazoa; Chordata; Actinopteri; Cypriniformes; Cyprinidae
Product: F-actin-monooxygenase mical2b-like
Exons: 33
Coding region: 259-4905 (1548 amino acids)
Molecular function (GO): protein binding; FAD binding
Source: RefSeq, a predicted model, not a curated record